Paramecium octaurelia is the source of this 419-nucleotide messenger RNA. NCBI's taxonomy places the organism in Eukaryota, Ciliophora, Oligohymenophorea, Peniculida, Parameciidae. The record is from the annotation of a GenBank genome assembly.
AAAAAUGAUAUUCGAAGCAUUUGAAUUUCUCCUUUAUACUCUAUAUCUGGCAAUAGUUUAUUUGAUUCCAAUCGCAAUGGCUGCUAUAGCUUAUGCAUCGAAUGAUAAACAAAAAAUGAGUAGAUGGCUAAUACAUUUUUUGCUGAUCAAUAUUUUGAAGCACACUGUGUUCCCAAUUCUAGCAUUAAUUUCAUUAUGUAAAAUAAAUAAGUAACCAUAAAAUAGAGGCUCUAAAUGAAACCUUAGGUAUUUGCAUAUUGAUAUUGCCAAUUUAUAUUUCAUUUGAAACAUUGGAAUAAUUUGUUGAAAAUAAUUAUGUAAUAGAUAUUUACUUAAGUUAGAAUAAUAUACUUGCUCCCAAAAUUGAAAUUCUAAGGCAAAAGUCUUACCAAGGAUUAUUAAAAUUUAAUUUAUUAUGA